Messenger RNA from Magallana angulata, 2478 nucleotides. RefSeq lists its product as uncharacterized. The record is from RefSeq and is a predicted model, not a curated record. Bases 1 to 2478 code for a protein of 825 amino acids. The transcript is spliced from 13 exons. NCBI's taxonomy places the organism in Eukaryota, Metazoa, Mollusca, Bivalvia, Ostreida, Ostreidae.
AUGCCACCAAAAAGGAAACUAUCCUGUAGCUGUAGAAAACACAGUGAAUACUGUGGGGGCAAUGAACAAAGCAGCUAUCCUGUUCGCAGAACUGACGGAUACAAAAUAAAAAAAGAAGUUAUAGGAGCUCUUAUUUCGAAUGGAGCUCUUUCAGAUAGAGCCAUGUACCUCUGCGAGGGAUGUGCGCAGUACGCCGAGAAAAACAUGAUGACAAAUAAAAAAAGAAAGCUGACUGAAUUACCAACAGAUAUUAAUUGUAAGGCAGUAAUGGAUGGUAUUAUGAGGGACAAAUUCACUGUCGAGGAGCUGUCUUCCAUAGCCAAGUGUCUGGGUUCGAAGAUUUCGAAUUCUCUGAGCAGAGACGUUUAUGAAAAUAAAAAGGUUUAUGGUAGUGACACAUUUCUAGAGGAAUUUAAACUAACCGAAUGGUUGAAGAACAAAAACCCAGUUCUGGUUUCUUUUUUGGAAGGCAUUGGAGGUCACUGUGAUCAACAAUUGGAGAUUGCAAAAGCUGUUGAUGCAUGUUACUAUCUCGCAAAUAAACAAUAUGUGGCACCGCUUUCUUUUUUCCAGAACGUGUUGACAUAUUUCUUAACAGGCAGCAAGACUGCAGUGAAAAUAAACUCAGCCGGAAAUCCAUCAGGAUCAUAUUCCACAAUAACAAAUUUUCUGACAAAUACAGAAGCACUUCAAAUGCCAAAUAAAGGGGAUACAUUUAUAUUCAUUGAUAAUAAUCAGGUAAUCGAAAGAAAAUGGCACGUGGAAGCAGAUUACAAGUCUAAAUCUAGCGUCAUCACCACAAGGGUCAACAUCGUACCUGAUAUGCAAUCUGAUUUCCAAAGAGAAGAUAAUUUUUCUCCAGCUGUAUGGUGGAGUCCUCAAGUGUCGACUGAGGAAGUGAACUCCAUCAUCACUGACAUUAGAAUGAAACAUGACGAGUUUAAUCGAUACAGGGACACCUUUAUUAAUGAUAUCUUGAAGAAGAUAAUGGAUGGUGUUGCUUUCGAACCGAAUUCCGGAAGCGAGAGAUACACGUUUAUUGAAAGUGGGCACUCUGGGGAAAGACCUUUGUGUUCCAUGGGUGAACCAAUAAUCGAGAACCCCUGCUCCUACGAAUCCGUUGAAAAAGUUUUCGACGACAUUUUGAGCACAGUCUCUCAGUCCAAAAGAAGUUGGGCCAUUGUAGGAUGCGACGCCCUGCCAUACACGAUUGGGCACCGUGUACUGGAAAACGUCCAUAGCUGCCCAAGUUGCCACCACGAAUUUUUAACCAAAGCGGAACUCGUAGACCAUGCUAACACAAAUAAACACGACUGUGACCCUAAACUGUGUCGCAAAUACAAACAUAUUAUGCUUGUACCAGGACUGGGACACUAUGAAAUAAACAUGGUAAAAGCUUUGUUUAAACUCCUGUGGGAUGUUGGACUAAGCAGACUUGCCAAAAUGCUUGGGUUUUGUUCUCCAAAAGCCCAGCUGUCCUGCCAAAAUGCAACAGAUCAUCACAAAAGCUGGCAGAUAAUACAGAUUUUCUUGUUCAGCUUUUCGUUUGAACUUUUGCAGCAAUAUGUCGAUUAUGCCCGUAUCCAGCAGGAGUUUCCAACAGCCGAUGGGUAUUUCCAAUGGAUACCUCAUCGGCCUGAAAUGCACAGAUUUUUAUCAGAUGCUGUGUUUGGUUACUGUUUGGCACUGCACGUCUUUAGAGCAGGUAUUAGGAGGAACAACUCCGAUGCAAUUAACGUUGCCAAAGCACGUUUUGCACCACUGUUCUUUGGACUGAGCAUGCCAUUCUAUAUGGAAACGUUCUUUAGAGAUUCAGUAUUGCGAACUAAAUGUCCGCCAGAAUUGCUGAAUUUUCUGAAGAAGCACGAAUCCUAUAGUGUUUCAGGAAACGAUUGCAAAGGAGAGGGUGGAGAUUUUGUGCUUGAAAGUUUCAAUCGAAACGUCAAGCGGCUGUUGCCAUCGGGCCUACCAAAUGAGCAAGGCUGGAUCAGGGCAUGCAGGAAUGUGGAGAGACUGGCAAAAGUGAACGAAUAUAUGGUAAAUAUACUGGGCAUAUCUGACUCUACAGACCCAGAGUAUUCCUAUAUGUACGGAAUUAAGAAUGAAAUUCUACAGUUUAGAUCCAUCAUCAAAGAGAGUAAAAUGGUGGAUUCUGAUUCCACAGAGGGGCUGUGUGGAGAGAAGCUUGCUGCCGAAUUUUGCAACUUCCAUGAAGUGUGCAUGAAAAAUUUUAAAGACUAUGCAGAGGAAGUUUCCAAAACACACUCCCUCCAAAAGAGACUGAAGCCUAAGCCAAUUAUCAUUUCCAAGAAACAACAAAUUAUUUCAGAGAAUUAUUUAUCUUUUACAAAAGAAGAAUUAAAAACAAAAAUUGAGGAACAUUCAAUGGGGGAUACAAAGAAAAAAGAAUGGCAGAAGAUUAAGAAGGGAAAAAAAGAGGGUAUCAUAAACUUUCUGAAGGAUUUACAGAAGGAAUGA